AGAACGUAAGGCGCGCGGUGUACAUUUUUUGAUCAUUAAAGUUAAAAACGUAACAUAAACCAGGCGUGAACUGUUUAUAAAAUAACAUUCGUGUACAUUACAAAAAUAUGUCGUACGCUAUGAUCCGACAUUUGAGGAAAACAGCCAUGUUAUCUCAACAAAUCAGGGUUGAAAGCACCAUGACCAACCUAACUCAGGAAGAAUUCGUUUUUCGGCCUCCCUUGGCCCAGUGGAGUAAAAUUAUCAGAGAAGCUGAGAAAAUUGUGGGAUACCCAACAUCUUUUAUGAACUUGAGAUGGCUAUUAAGCGAUGAAUUUGCCAAUUUAGCCGUGCAUUUGCGCAAAAUUGUGGGAAGCAACCAUCCAAUAAUGAAGACGGCAAAAACAGUGUUGUACAAUGAACAGAAUAACUUACAACCCUGGGGUCUCAUAAUUCUACUCCUCGCUAAAGCUAUCAACCCCGCCACACACUCAAUUCAAACAACCACAUUAAAUGAACAUCAACGUAUGCUAGCCGAACUAACGGAAAUGAUCCGCACAGGCCACUACAUACACAGAGGCUUACUAAACAUACCCAUCGAAGAACGAGACAAAAAGAUAGAUACAUCAAUGUUUGCAAACAAAAUUGCCAUUUUAAUCGGUGACUAUUUACUUGUAACUGCUAAUGGUAUGCUUGCACGCUUAAGAAACCAGGAUCUAUCAUAUUUAAUAUCAACAGCACUACGAGAUCUAAGUGAGGGGGAAUUCUUUGGACCGAGAGAUAGCCAAAACAUGCCUUUACCCGGUAAGCCAUUAAACAGAAGUACAGAUAGCUUUAAGAUCAACUGUGACACAAUACCAUUGAACGUUACGGAUAUAUUAGGAUCACCGAUUCGUGAGUGGACUUUACGGACUAUGUAUAAUGGAGGGUCGUUAUUCGGUCGAGGCUGUGAAGGUGCGGUUUUAUUAGCAGGGAAGGAUGUUGCAGAGCAAAAGAAAGCCUAUUUAUUUGGCUGCCACUUGUGCCUAGCGUGGCAAGCUGCCAGUGAGCUACCAAAAUUUGCCCCGGAAAACAAAGAACCAUUUUCCUUAGUUAGUGCCCCUGUUUUAUUUGCUUUAAACGAAUCCCCAGAAUUAUACAAUGAAAUAAAAGAUACGAACAAUGUUUCUAGUAUAAAUUUUGCAGAUUUGAAAAACAAAGUAUUAAAAACUGACUCAAUACAAAAAACAAAGUUACUGUACACUCAAAAUGCAGAUAAGGCAAAAAGUUAUAUCGAAAUGUUUGGAGACAAUCAGUCGGUAGAUACUAUAAAAAGAUUAAUAAAUACAAUAUAGUAUAAUUUAUAGGUUAAGAUAUAAAUACAGUGCUUGUAUUUGAGGGUUAAUUUGCCAAAGUUAAUGAGAAUUAAAUGCUGUUAUAACCA
Messenger RNA from Melitaea cinxia (Glanville fritillary), 1402 nucleotides. Its product is annotated as all trans-polyprenyl-diphosphate synthase PDSS2-like. Gene Ontology annotation, cellular component: mitochondrion; transferase complex. The record is from RefSeq and is a predicted model, not a curated record. Gene Ontology annotation, biological process: ubiquinone biosynthetic process; isoprenoid biosynthetic process. Lineage: Eukaryota; Metazoa; Arthropoda; Insecta; Lepidoptera; Nymphalidae. The coding region runs from base 108 to 1313 and encodes 401 amino acids. The transcript is spliced from 2 exons. Gene Ontology annotation, molecular function: prenyltransferase activity.